AUGCUCUCCGGCAUUGCCCAUGAUCCGAUCCAAAGAGACAUUUUCACGCCGCUCUUUCUGGGUGCCGUGAUAGUCGUCCCUCCAGCUGAGGUCAUCACGUACGGAUUGUUAGCCGAAUGGAUGCAUGAACACAAGACCACCUUCCAUUCUCUUCGGAAUGCCUUCUUUGUCGGAGAUCUUCUCACCAAAAAGGACUGCAAGAAGCUACACGAUCUCGCGCCCAACACCACCGUCAUAAACCUCUUUGGAUCGACCGAGUCGCAACGCGCAGCGCCCUUUUUCGAGGUCCUGAGAAAAGCCAAGGAUCCGGCUUUUCUCGAGUCCGUGCCGGAUAUCAUUCCGGUUAGCCAAGGCAUGAAGGAUGUUCAGCUCUUGGUCGUUGACUGUGAGGACAGACACAAACUGUGCGAAGAAGGCGAGCAAGGCGAGCUAUGGAUCAGGGCUGGAGGUUUGGCCGAGGGAUACCUCGGCGAUGACGACAGGACAGCAGAACUCAACCAGUCCAAGUUCGUUCCCAACUGGUUUGUUGACCCUGCCAAGUGGGCACAGCAGGACAAGCACCAGAACCUCCCCCAUUACAAGGGUCCGCGAGACCGUCUGUACCGAACUGGUGAUCUUGGCCGGAUCCGCCCCGACGGAAGUGUCGAGUGUACAGGCCGGAUUGAUUUUCAAGUCAAGAUCCGCGGCUUCCGGAUAGAGCUGGGCGAGAUCGACAUCAAUUUGCCCCGGCACCCAUUCGUACGUGAAAACGUCACAGUUGUUCGAAGAGACAAGGACGAGGAGCAGACACUUGUCACGUACUUUUUCCCAGAGACGAAGCGGUGGUUCCAGCACCUCCAACCCCAUGACGAUGGGGAAGCCAUCGAGCAGGAAAUCGCCUACGAGACCAUGGCCGGAAUGCUCAGACGAUUCAAGCUGUUGUCUGACGACUGCAAGAAGUUCCUAGCGGCCAAGGUUCCCAAGUACGCUGUUCCCAGCAUGUUUAUUCCUCUAGCCCGAAUGCCCUUGAAUCCGAACGGCAAGAUUGACAAGCCCGCGCUCCCCUUCCCCGACGAAGCAGAUCUUCUUCAAGUCGCCAAAAGGAGGGCUUCGUCAGUGAUUGCCAGCAUGACCGACACUCAAGCUCGACUGGCCAAAAUAUGGGCAUCAGCUCUCCCUAACCGCACUGCACGUAUGUUUGUGCCUGGAUCCAACUUCUUUGAUGAAGGCGGCCACUCAAUCCUUGCACAACAGAUGUUUUUCCGCCUCAAGAAGGAGUGGAAGGAUAUUGAUGUGCCAGUCAAUGUUAUUUUCCGGUCGCAGACUCUCGAAGCCCUCGCCGCGGAGAUCGACAGAGCCCAGGACCCCAUUGGCCUGCGACUGGACGCGAUGCCUCUUAUCGGAGAUGGCACCACGGAGGACGAGGCAUACGCCGCGGAUGCGAGGGAUCUAGCGUCUCAGCUUCCCGAGUCCAUCCCGCAAGCACCCGGGCCUCAGAGUUACACAGAGGCUGGGCCCACGGUGCUUUUGACUGGUGCGACAGGCUUCCUCGGCUCCUAUGUCCUACACGAGCUCCUCGAUGGCCCUAGGAGAGCGCAUGUAAUCGCGCACGUCAGAGCCAAGGAUGCAGCGGCAGGCUUGGCACGCGUCGAGGCGGCAACAAAGGCCUACGGCUUGUGGUCCCCAAGCUGGACGAGCACAAACAGACUUCAAGUUGUGGUGGGAGAUAUAUCCAAGCCACGCCUCGGCCUGCUCGAGGAGACAUGGGAUCACCUCUCCAAUACGGUAGACCUAGUCAUCCACAACGGCGCCCAGGUCAACUGGAUGCUGCCGUACUCCAGCAUGCGGGCGGCCAAUGUGCUGAGCACGCUAGACUGUAUCCGACUUUGCUCGACAGGGAAGCCCAAGCGACUAGCAUUCGUCAGCUCAACCUCGACGCUAGACAAUGACCACUACGUGCAGCUCUCUCGAGAUGUCGAGACUGGCGUGCCUGAGGCUGAUGACCUUGAGGGCAGCCGUAAGGGCCUUGGCACAGGCUAUGGCCAGUCCAAGUGGGCGAGCGAGUUUGUCAUUCGCGAAGCCGGGCGGAGGGGCCUUGUAGGAGCCAUUAUCCGACCCGGAUACAUCACAGGCGAUUCAGCAUCGGGCAUUUCCGUCAUGGACGACUUCCUGGUCCGCCUAUGGAAGGGCUGCUUGCAGGUGGGAGCGCGCCCUGACAUUGCAAACACGCUCAAUGCAGUCCCUGUUACGCAGAUCAGCCGUAUCGUCGUUGCCGCAGCGUUCCAUCUCUCCGCUACUACUGAGCAAUCACUGGGCGUGGCUCAGGUCACCAGUCACCCACGCUUAAGACUGAAUGAGUGGAUGGGUGCCCUCGAGCUCUAUGGAUAUGGCGUGCCCAAGGUACCAUACCAGGAGUGGUGCACCAAGGUCAUCGACUACACAAGUGACGAUAGCAAGGAGGAACACGCUCUGCUCCCGCUGUUCCACUUUGCGGUGGGUAACCUGCCCGCAAACACCAUUGCUCCCGAGUUGGAUGAUAGCAAUGCCGUAGCAGCUCUGCGGUCAUAUGAUGAAGGGAACGAGAGUCGGGAUGCAAAAUCUUCUCCGAGCACACUUGAUAUGGAUAUCCUUGGCAUGUACUUGGCGUAUCUGGUUGCAGUUGGAUUCCUACCACCGCCGACAGAGAAGGGCGAGCAUGAGCUGCCAAAGGUUGACGAGGCAAGGUUACAGGCCAUUGCUGCAGAUAGCUUGGGUGGUAGAUCUGCAAGGCCGUAG
This is a messenger RNA of Fusarium keratoplasticum, 2754 nucleotides long. Its product is annotated as Alpha-aminoadipate reductase. The record is from RefSeq and is a predicted model, not a curated record. Gene Ontology annotation, biological process: L-lysine biosynthetic process. The transcript is spliced from 2 exons. Lineage: Eukaryota; Fungi; Ascomycota; Sordariomycetes; Hypocreales; Nectriaceae. The coding region runs from base 1 to 2754 and encodes 917 amino acids. Gene Ontology annotation, molecular function: L-aminoadipate-semialdehyde dehydrogenase [NAD(P)+] activity.